AUGCCGAGCCCGGAUCUCCUAAUGGACAGAUCUGAGCCUGGGGCCCAGCCCAUUGGCCAGAUAAGUUUGGCCAUUACUGAUAAGCUCGCCUCACCAACUACAUUUUUUGACUGUCUUGCACCCUUAUUCCCUUCUUUCCAAGGUUCUCGCAGAAUGGAUUCUGACAUGGUAGUACACAAUGGUGGAUGUCACUGCAAAAAAGUGAGAUGGAAAGUGAGAGCACCAUCCGUUGUUGUAGCCUGGCAAUGUAACUGUUCUGACUGCUCCAUGAGAGGCAAUACACACUUUAUCGUCCCAUCAGAAAGGUCUAACCCAGAUGGCAUAGCAGUUACAUUCAGAUGUGUGGAUCCUGGAACACUAACUCAUGUGGAGAUCAAGCAGUUUGAUGGAAAAAAUUGGGAAAGCUCGUACAAUGAAACAGGCAUUGCUUCUUGUUCGACAGUGCCGGAUAAAAAUUCUGAAUGA
Molecule: messenger RNA, 465 nt
Organism: Fraxinus pennsylvanica
Lineage: Eukaryota; Viridiplantae; Streptophyta; Magnoliopsida; Lamiales; Oleaceae
Source: the annotation of a GenBank genome assembly